UAUAUUUUAUAUUUUCUAUUUUUUUUUUUAAGUAUUUUCAAUAUUUUGGAUCGACUGUUUACAAUGCCUCACAUUGUGAUGCCGCUACGCUCGAACCUUAUUAUGCAAAUGCUGCUGGAUGGAAAUGUGUAUGUUGCCUGCACUUGGUUCUUUAGCUAUAUGCUCUACAUGGUCGUCUACCAAUGGCAUCGUUUGAAUCUGAACGUGAUGUUGGUCUAUUUGCUGACUGCGCUUAUCGAGACCUUUCGCAUUUACAUCGGCUACGUUCUCAAUCUGAGCCCUCGCGGGCCACGCUCCAAGCUAUUGCUUUUCUCCACACUGGCAGCCUGCUUGCCUUUGAUGUGCGCCAGCUGGUAUCUGCAUGGCGAUCAGAAUGUCUGGCUGUGCGUCACCUACAAUCUGUGGACCGUCUUCAUAGUGGUCGAGCUGAUUGCCGGUGUUGGCAUACUUUGGAAUAAGCUAAUGCAGCUCGAACAGCUGCCCAACUGGCCAGCCAUGGAGGUCAAUCUGAAUCGUUUACAGUGUUCGCCUUGCAAAGUUUAUAAGUUGUGAAUGGUUAAAUGUAGUUCUUGAUAAUUGUUUAAUAAAAAAGAGGGGGUAUAAAAAGUAGUCAAUGAGAGAG
Molecule: messenger RNA, 622 nt
Organism: Drosophila hydei
Lineage: Eukaryota; Metazoa; Arthropoda; Insecta; Diptera; Drosophilidae
Product: transmembrane protein 17B-like
Exons: 2
Coding region: 64-552 (162 amino acids)
Source: RefSeq, a predicted model, not a curated record